CAAAUUCCAAAUUCGUGGUCGAAACUUCACCGUUAAAUAUUCGCUAGGCACUGACCGCCUUACAUUACGUUCGUUCGCAGUAGACCGACGAAGCCUGGAGAGGCUCCAUGGCAGCACAAUCAGUUUGCAAAGGAACGGGGUCCGAGAUUGACUUCAGUUACUUCGGUGGUGCUGAAUCUUUCACGGAAGGGAAACGCUCUCUACGUCGGACAACCGUUGUUUCCCCUUCUGAACAAGAUGAUGGUGUAUCUUACCCAGGUCCACCGCAAGACCCCACAGAUUUUUUGUGGAUAAUGACGGAGGAACCUCACCGCUCACGACGCAUGGCCAUUAUGAAAGCGCAUCCCGAAGUUACCAAGCUCAUGGGGUACGAGCCUCUCACAAAAUAUGUCGUACUGGCUGUCGUAUCACUGCAGCUCUACCUUGCCAUAUAUCUCCGACACACCCAUCCGCUCUCUUUCCGCUUUUUGUUCCUCGCGUAUGCUGUAGGCGGCACAACCAACCAGAAUCUUUUCCUCGCCAUUCAUGAGAUUACGCAUAACUUAGCAUUCAAGGGCAUUAAUGCGAACAAGGCCCUGGCCGUUUUCGCGAACUUGCCCAUCGGUGUACCCUAUUUCGCCGCGUUCAAGAAAUACCACAUAGAACAUCACAAACAUCUUGGAGAGGAUGGGAUAGACACUGAUCUGCCCACAAAUUUUGAACUGCUUUGUCUCAAUAACGUUCUUGGAAAGACAUUUUUCGCGACGUUCCAGAUAUUCUUUUACGCCCUAAGACCUGGCUUUGUCAAAAUGCAGACGCCCAACCGAUGGCAUUUGUACAAUGUGAUUGUGCAGCUUCUCUUGGAUUAUAUCCUGGUGCAUACUUUCGGCAUUCGCCCCCUGCUAUACCUGCUCUUCUCGAGCUUCUUUGCCGGAAGUCUACAUCCAUGCGCAGGCCACUUCAUUGCCGAACAUUAUGUAUGGGAUGGUCUCAGCCAGGAGACCUAUAGCUAUUAUGGUCCCCUGAACAUCCUGGCUUACAACGUUGGCUAUCACAACGAGCAUCAUGACUUCCCCUCUAUACCGUGGACGCGUCUUCCAGCAUUGCGAGCACUGGCACCAGAGUUCUAUGACAUUCUUCCAUCACAUCCCAGUUGGCCGAUGGUCAUCGUGAACUUUAUUCGAGACAAGGAGGUCGGCAUCUUCGCACGUGCCAAGAGGUUGGCCAAGAAUAGCAAGCAGAAGCAUGAGAGUCCAAGCUCAAGCUCAAGCAGUGAUCGGGAGUGAAGUGGUCGACUAACAUUUAGGUGCUUUCUUAAUGGACGUUGUAUAUACAUCGCCGUACGACAAUCAAUUGGCUUUGCAGAAAGGAAUGAGGAUCAGUAUUCGCCUUCGAU
Suillus fuscotomentosus is the source of this 1375-nucleotide messenger RNA. RefSeq names its product fatty acid desaturase-domain-containing protein. Gene Ontology annotation, cellular component: membrane. Bases 108 to 1265 code for a protein of 385 amino acids. Gene Ontology annotation, biological process: ceramide biosynthetic process. Gene Ontology annotation, molecular function: sphingolipid delta-4 desaturase activity. NCBI's taxonomy places the organism in Eukaryota, Fungi, Basidiomycota, Agaricomycetes, Boletales, Suillaceae. The record is from RefSeq and is a predicted model, not a curated record. The transcript has 5 exons.